Dermacentor albipictus is the source of this 3443-nucleotide messenger RNA. RefSeq names its product membrane metallo-endopeptidase-like 1. Gene Ontology annotation, cellular component: plasma membrane. Gene Ontology annotation, molecular function: metalloendopeptidase activity. Lineage: Eukaryota; Metazoa; Arthropoda; Arachnida; Ixodida; Ixodidae. The record is from RefSeq and is a predicted model, not a curated record. Gene Ontology annotation, biological process: protein processing.
UACCGAGGUGGAAGAAAGAAAACAACGACGCCGAAGAGCGUCCGGCACGAGAACGCUCGGCGCAUGAAACAACAAAAAGAAGAAAAGCAACCAAUCAGAAAAGAACACGGGGCGUAAGGCAGCCAAUCCGAGAAUGCCAAAUCGGCUAGACCAGAAGAAAAGGGCUGGUGCGCAAGGCAGACGAGAGCACACGAAAGAGGACACGCAGAGAGGACACGCAUGGAGACGCCGGGGAGACGCCAGGAGAGUCCCAGGAAGCGACGGCAGGAGGAGGUCAACCACCUGAGCGGGCGUUGAAGACGGGCCGUCGGGUUCCGGACCCGAGCCCACCAGGACUUCACCCGACCGGGGCCUCCUGCCAACCUGUUCCUGUGCGUCGCCCGCCUACCCGAGCGUGCCGUCAGCUCCUCAACGCCGGUGAGCUGCGCCAGUGGGCAGGACGAGAACAGUCGGGCUACGGGCCCGAAUUCUACGCCACCUGCCCGGCCAGAACGCCGCCCCGUCUGUCCUGCCGCCUGCUGCCCGAGGCCGGCGUCCGAGCUUCUGCGGCCGUGGGCGAGACGGGAACAGUCGGGCUACGGGCCCGAGUUCUACGCCAGCCGCCCGGCCAGAACGCCGACGCCAUCUGCUCCUGCCACCCAGCCGCCAGCGUUACCUCGCCUAGCCAGAGCUAGCGCGCUCCCGGCGCCCGGUCGGUCAGCUUACGCCGCGAACUUUGGUAAGACCGGCGCCGCUCCUUUCGCCAGCUUGUGACCGCGUCGCCGCGUCGAGACUCUGACGCGUCCCCGCCCUCGUGGCAAGCCCGGACUCUCGCCCUCGUUAACCUUAUGCAAGCCCUAGUGGGUAAAUGCCAUGGUGUGGCGAGCACGCAAGCAAGCAAGCAAUGGACGUGAAAGUGCGCGCAGAACGUGAAUCGAGGAAGACGACAACAAAAGCUGGAGCAAGGUGUGUUCAAGCGGUCCCGAUGCACGGUAAUUAUUGAGGACACCCCCAGAAGCAGCUCAUGGUUCCCGAAAUCAAGACCAUCGAGGAGCAAGGGCCAAGCCGAAACAACAGCGCAAAUACAGGUGCUUCCAGAAACGCUCGAGGAAACAUCGGUGGCUUAGGGCAAGAACCGGCGGUGCCACCCUUUGUUGCGUUCAGCGCGGCUUGCCUGGCCUCGGGUCUCCUCUUCGUGGUCGUCUUCGUGCUUCAAGGAAAGGCCACACUCGAGACGACAACAUUAAAUAUCACCGAUUGGCCGACGCAACUUCAAUCUUCCCACGCCGACGACAAAAACCCUGGGGAGACAACGCCCUUGGAAACAAAGGUUCCGUUCGAAGAUAUCGAAUGUGACAACGACGACUGCACCGUUCUGUCUUUAUGGCUGAGCCAAUGGAUUCGAAGAGACGCCGACCCGUGCGACGAUUUCUACGAAUACGUGUGCGGCAAAAUGCUGGGACCUCCGUUGCUCAGUCAUGUGGGUGAGGCGGUGCAAUGGAAACUGGAAGCUCAGAUGAAAUUCCGCCGUCGGAAUCGGACACAUGGGUCAGUGAUUGAGGCAGCGGGCCUUGUGAGAGAGAUGUGCGUACGAUUCAAUUAUGGCGCCAACCCCGACGACGCUACUGCAGUCAAGGACUUCAUUAGCUUCUUGGGCAUCGAUUUCAGUGUGCGCUAUGCGGACAUUUACGACUCCCUUCCCUAUCUCAUGUUCUUCCUCUCCACGCAAUACGACAUUCACUCCUUCGUCGCCCUCAAGAAGCGUAGACAGUACCACGUGCCUGCUGACAAGCCUAAUGACUUUGUGGUGGAGAUAGCACUUGAUAAAAAGACCACUGUAUACUUGUUGGACUGGAACCCUCACGAGGAUCCUGAGUAUGGCGCCACUUAUGUUUCUGACAUACUCAAGGAGUACACGCAUCUUGAAGAACAUAAGGUAGCCACUGUGGCCAGCGAGCUGCAGACAGCGAUGGGCGAAGCUCAUCAAUUCAUCUUGCCACUGAACUCUCGCUCCACCGAACCAGGCAGGAGACGUUUGAUGACGCUAUCAGAAAUUCUCCAAAGAAAGAAUGGAUGCAUGUUAAAAGAUAAGUGGGAAUCUACUCUUUGGGACCGCCUACGUUUGAAAGGAGAGAAGCAAGACUAUCUCUACCUGGUUGACCUCCACGCCUUGGAUGCCAUUUGUUAUCUCCAAAGUGAUACCUCGAGCCCAGGAAGAGCGAUGAAACUAUUCGCCUGGUUUGCCCUCUUAUAUCUGGUCUUCCCCUCUCGCUAUGCCGAUAUAUGGCGAAUAGGGAAAUUCACACCAAUAUACACGCCUUCCAUCCCAGAUGAGAUCUGCGCACGUGCUGCUCUCAGUGGACCCUUGGGCGUGGCAGCGAGAAUGAUGAUGUACCAAUCGAGAGUGUCAUCAGAAUCCUUGGCUGCAGCGGAUCAGAUACGACAGAGUGUUUUCUCCACGCUCGCGUCUCACCUCGCCAGUGGUUCCUCGAUUGUCAAGAGUGAUGAGAAAGCUGUUAGUGCUAUCAGCGUGACCAUGGGCUUUCCGGAUCAAACGGUCAAGUACAUAAACGAAGAUUUGCGUCAAUUCAAGUUCAACUUCAAUGCCAAUGGAUACCUGGCGUCUUUGGCAGCCGUAGGGACUGUGAGGUUGUGGCCAUUACUGUGGCUCGAUUAUAAUGCGGCAGCCCGGCUGACCGAAUCGGGAGCGACAAACGCCCUGUACGACGGCCCUCGGCGUCACAUCUACCUCCCUCCCGGCCUGCUCUCUUCGUCAUUGCUUUACGCCAAAGGAUCGCCAGCCUACAAUUACGGAACCUUUGGAAAUAUACUAGCUACGGAGCUACUGGGUCUCCUGUAUAUCUACAACAACGGGACUAUGAAGAGCGCCACGGAUCCAUACAGCAAGAUGUGGAACCAACAAGCCAGGCAUCACUUCGAGUCAAUAACUCGCUGCCUUCUACAUCAGGAAAAAGAGCAUGCACCUUUCAGUCGGCAUUUGUGGACACGAGAGGCCCCGAAGGUCUCCCUGAUAAACCACAUCGCUACGUGGCUGUCGUACAAGGCCUAUCAAAGCAGCGCUGCAUCGGCGAAGCACAGGUGGACACCCGCGUAUCUGCAAUUGACUUCCGAGCAACUUUUCUUUGUGUCUCACUGUGUGCCUUGGUGUUCGGACAAAAAGGAAGACCUCGCGGCGCGCCAGCGGUGCGUACAGCCUCUGCUGAACAUGCCAGAGUUUGCCGAGGCCUUCAGAUGCGGUUCCAACGACAGGAUGUUCAGCAGCUCUAAGUGUCCGUUUCUCUAGCGGCUCUCUUAACAAGCUGCGCCAAUGGCGAUCACUGGCGAAUCGCACUUCCAAUUUAUACUAGAGGCACCAUCGCCAUCGGCCUUAUAGAGGCACUGCGGCAGAGACUUCUGGUCGUUUCGAAGAGGUAAAUAUAUUUCAGAGCUGGUAUGAUCUAGAA